GGAGGAGGAACUGGAUGGGGAAGAAGAGGACGAGGAGGAGCGACGCUCGUCGUCGAAGCGGCGUAUGGCUCCUCAGCCACCGAGUGGCCACGAAGACUCCGGGCUGUUCUCGCGGUUAAGCUCGACCGCGGGUAAGCUCGAGUGCCCGAAAACCCGCGAGAAGGAUAAGCGCGAGCGCGCCUCCAGCUGCAGUCCCAAAUUCCGAAAGACCAUUUGCGAGGCUCCGAACCCGUGCGCGCCCGCGAGGCCACCAGAACCCGCACCCAGGAGGAACAUGUCUCUGUCGCAGGACAGUCUCGCCGCUGGCGAUCGACUCGUCGAGGAAAAAAAGAAGGGCCGGUCCAAGUUCUCGCUCAAGAAGUUCCUAAGGAUGGGAUCGAGGAAGGACGUGGACAUGACGGGCAGCUCAAGCGGCUCGAGGAACGUCGAGAUCCCCUCGACGCCCCAGCCCAAGCCGAGGCUGGAAAUCAUUCACCCCCUGGAACUGGACGGAGCCGCUGUCCAGGUUCUGCGAAACGAGAAGAGCUGCGGCGAAGACUCGACGGACUCGACCAAGAGCGAAAGCCAGAGCAACGGUUGGCAGGGAUCGCACGCCGCUCAGCAUCUCACAACAGCACGUCCGAGCAAGCCGCCGCCGCCUCCUCGCGCCCAAUCCCUGGACGAGUCGUCGCGGGCUGGAAGCAGCUCGCGGGGCCCGCAGCAGCCGUCGGGGCCCGGAGCCAGCGGUAAGCCCUCGGGGGCCGGGGCCAAGGCCUGGCAGCCGAGCGGCGGCUCCUCGGCCUCCGAUUCGAUAUACGCGAAUCUGGGGCCUGCAGCAGCGGAGGAUGUUGCAGGUGUGAUAAGGAGCGGUCUCGCGCCCGCCAAACCUCGGCGCACCUCGAGCAUGCGGGACCAGCAGCCCCAGGCCCAGCCGUGCUCGUCGAGGCCCGACGAGGAACUCGUCACCGUCACCGCGGGUCAGUCGAGGCAUCGCGGACUGGCCGAGAGGCAGCGGACCCCGGCCUCCGACUCAUCGGUGUCGAGCGAGGCCCCGACCUGCGAGUACCUCUCGACGAGCUCGAUCGACCACGAUGACUCGAGCCUCGAGCUGCGCCACGGGGCCGGCAAUCAUCCCGUCACCAAGAGGCAGUCGGACAGCGGUACCCUCGACUCCGCCGGCCAGCAUGAGCUCAAGUUCCAGCAGCCGCUCUUCAUCAGGUCGAGCUCUCUGCCGUACUGCAUGAGCGAGACCGAGGCCGAGCUUCGCUCACCCUUCCGUCCCUACAGUCACAAUGACAAGGUGUUUAACGCGGAGGAGAAUUGGAAGAAGGAGGAAGAAUCGCGAAUCGGCAGGCUGAGGCAGCGUAGGGGCCGAAGCAUAGUACAUCGUAGCCUGGAGGACAACUACGGCGCCGUUAUCGUCGCCAAUCACGAGGCGCUCGCCCAAUUUUUGGAGCAGGUUUGUAUUAAAGCCUUCGAAACCGUCCGGCAGACGAAUCAGGCGACGCCCUUGGGGACGAGCCUGCGUGGCCUCAAGGCAGCGAGUCUCCGCUUCCGGGACUUCAACGUCGAUCGGAGCACGGCGCUGGUCACGGGCCGACGCGUCUUCCUCUCGGCCGCUUGGAACGAGCAGAACGUUACCGUCUGCGUAGCCUUCGAGCCCGGCAUGCACGUCUCGCGGAAGGAGUUCUACCUGGCACCGAUCGCCGAGUUCAUCGACACCGUGCCCAAAGACAUUGCCGAGCUCGGCUAUUCGACCGGUCGCAAAACCGCGGAAGCUACGAUAUCGGUCCUGCCGCGGCUACAAGUCAACACUCUCAAGUCGUUCGCCGAGGCGAUCGGCGAAGCGGAGGCCAGCAUCAAGGACGAGAACGCCACGAGGGAAUCGUCCUUCGUCCUGCUUCAGCUCGUGAGCGCGCUCAAGAGCCUCCAGGCGCGAGGGAUCGAGGAGGCGCCCGGGAGCCUCGUCAACGUCGUUCUCUGCCGCGAGAACAAGGACGCCUAUCAUCGACUCUAUCUGUUUCAAGGGUUGAGCAUCGAUAGUUCGGAAAACAACAAGGACGAGUAUGUGUCACUGUGCCAAUGCGCGCUUAAUGCCUUGGAAGAACUGAAUCUCGUGAAAAAGCUCCCUCUUAUUCAAGAAUUGCUCAUGCGUGAGAAAGCAAUUACACUGUCGCAGGUGAAAUCCAUCCUGGAGUUCUCGCUGUGGGGCCCAGCGGACGUGACGCUCGGCGGUCCCCGUGAGCGCGAGACGGCCCUCCAGCGUUGGCUGGACCUCGAGCGGGCGACGGUCCUUCACGCCCUGGUGCGGGCCCGGGCCCAACUGACCGUCACCGACGAGUACCAGCUGCUCUUCCUCGUGCGCACCAGCGCCAAGGUCAUGUGCGAGGCGUCGCUGCAGCUCGACAGACAGCGCACGGGACUCCUGAGCGUAGGUGGCAUCCUCUGAGAUCGAUCGACACUUGCCGUCGACCGACGUGCCACAUGACGAGGAAGCUGCUGCUUCCACCGGGGACCACUAACGACGGAGAAUCCUCAUUCUUCGCUACAUAUCGCGUAAAA
Messenger RNA from Ceratosolen solmsi marchali, 2541 nucleotides. RefSeq names its product serine/arginine repetitive matrix protein 2. The coding region runs from base 65 to 2428 and encodes 787 amino acids. NCBI's taxonomy places the organism in Eukaryota, Metazoa, Arthropoda, Insecta, Hymenoptera, Agaonidae. The record is from RefSeq and is a predicted model, not a curated record. The transcript has 10 exons.